This is a messenger RNA of Amorphotheca resinae ATCC 22711, 2578 nucleotides long. RefSeq lists its product as hypothetical. Bases 107 to 2578 code for a protein of 823 amino acids. Lineage: Eukaryota; Fungi; Ascomycota; Leotiomycetes; Helotiales; Amorphothecaceae. The record is from RefSeq and is a predicted model, not a curated record. Gene Ontology annotation, cellular component: cytoplasm; nucleus. The transcript has 2 exons.
CGAAACUACCUACACUUCCUUUCAACUCCGUUUGGUCAUCGCGGGGUACCAUCCAGGUGCUCAGAUAUAAAUUCAUAAACCCAUCUGUCCAUCAUUUUUCCUGAAUAUGUUUGUCCUUCGAAAUGUUGGCAAACUGAUUUUUGGCGAUACCUCUAAAGAAUCUAUGAUCGAGCUUCCGCAAGGCCAACUCUAUCUCGUUCGUCCACUUUCGCCCAAAGGCUACUCGGAGCUUAUUUUCAAAGACGCUGCGGCUAGGAUUCGAAAGACCGGUCAGGAUUUCCAAUACCAACUUGUCAUACAGCGUGUGUACGAAGAAGGCGAAGAGGAACUACUGGAUAGUGAAGACGCUGAAGACGCAGAUACGGCUGCCUUGGCUGCGGAACGAGACGAGAAGACCUUUCUGCUUGACGAAAGCUUGCAUUUCAGGUCCGAGAUUCGAGAGGGUGCUGAGAAGGUUCUGGCUUGGAGAGAUUUAAGUGGUGACGCCGGUGACCUCUACGAAUUCGUUUGCGACAACUCGAUCGACGCCGCCCAGGUACACGCCUUUGAAGUAACAGCGGUGAACUGCCAAUACGAGAGGAAAUACCGAAAGAAUCAUCAAAACGCAACCGAACAAGAGCUUUCUCAGUUUAUCUUCGAUAGCGAGCAACCUAUACCAAGUGCGAGUCCGAGACACAGCCCUACCGUACAAUCGCCGGUCACGAUGCCUUCGGUAGCAUCAUCAUCCGCGCUCCGAAAUUCCGCGAAUUCAUCACUGAAGAGGGAAAGAACGCCGACGAAGUCUUCUUAUUCUUCUCAGCAGACUUCCCAGAGAGAUGAGACUCCUACGGAAGCACCUGAAGUUGCUAUACACCCACAGGCACUGUCGAUUCUCGCGGUGGAGACCGCGGAGCUUCAUCUUUUCGAUUUUCAAUCAGGCUCUUUCAUCAUCCAAGACCCCGCGGUCAAGGCGACGGUGUCCGAGGUGGGUAAAUGGCAAUAUUGGCUUCAAAUUACUGGCAAGGAUAGGGAUUGGCUUGGGCAAGAAGUGGUUGCAGACAUCAAUCCAGUUUUUAACUUCGAAUUUCUCUCGUUCAUAUUCAAUGCCUAUACUCCCGAUGGCCAAGCUUACUCCUGGCUUCUCCGUUUCAAGGAUCAAGAGACAAUCGUACGAUUCCAGGAGGGUCUCAUGCAAGCUCUAUGGGAACAGCUGAACGAGAUCAAAUGGAGCAAGAACAAGGAAGAUGAGCGUGAAUAUGUCUUGGAGGCCUUCCAGGAUCUUACGAUGGAAGACUCACCGCAGGAGGCGGAUGAGGAGGAGGAGGAGGAAGAGCCUGAAGAAGUGGAAGAUGAUGGUCAAAGAAGUGAGCACUACGACAGUGACGAAGAGGAAGACGAUGUAGUGACCAGGGAUGACGAUGGAAAUGUCAACUCGCAACUCGCAGUUGGUUACAAACACGAUCGAUCUUUUGUCGUUCGUGGAUCUAAGAUUGGGGUUUUCAAGCACACUCCUAAUAACAACCUUGAAUUCUCGACAAACAUAUCUAAGGUCGAAACACCAAAAGGCAAACUAUUCAGUCCGAAGAAGGUCAUGCUUCAUGCCGAGGACACCAAUAUGAUCUUGCAGAACGAGGCCGACCCGAACUCUCUGUAUCGCAUGGAUCUUGAAUAUGGCAAGAUUGUGGACGAAUGGAAAGUUCACGACGAUAUCCCAGUCAAUACGUUUGCCCCUGAAAGCAAAUUUGCUCAGAUGACAGGAGAGCAAACGUUCCUCGGUUUGUCACGCAACGCUCUCUACCGUAUUGAUCCACGCCUCGCAGGCAACAAGCUUGUGGACUCGGAGCUAAAGCAAUAUGUCUCGAAAAACGACUUCUCAGCCGCCGCAACGACCGAAAAAGGUUACAUUGCAGUUGCUAGCAAUAAAGGCGAUAUUCGCAUGUUUGACCGUCUCGGUAUCAAUGCCAAAACUCAUAUUCCCGCUCUUGGUGAGCCGAUUAUAGGCCUUGAUGUUAGCGCUGAUGGUCGUUGGGUUCUCGCUACUUGCCGCACAUACCUGCUGCUGAUCGAUGCGAUGCAAAAAGAGGGCAAGAACGAGGGCAAACUUGGCUUUGAAAAAUCCUUCGGAAAAGACUCGAAACCCCAACCUCGCCGCCUGGGUCUCACUCCUUCCCACGUUGCUCAAUUCCAACAUGAGACAGGAUCACCAUUGUCUUUCACACCCGCACGAUUCAACACCGGAGAAGGUUUGUCGGAAACUUCGAUCAUUACAGCUACCGGUCCUUUUAUUGUGACUUGGAACAUGAAGAAGGUGCUCAGAGGUAGCAAGGAUCCAUACAGUAUCAAGCGCUAUGCGGAGGAGGUAAAAGCUGAUAACUUCAAGUACGGAAGCGACAAGAACGUUAUCGUUGCCUUACCUAACGAGGUGAAUAUGGUGGCGAAACAAUCCUUCAAGAGACCUACAAGGGAGAGUAUCGCUACACCAGUUAGAAUUGGAGGUAGUAGCCUUGGAGGCAGGAGGAGUGAGGCUGGGAGAAUUGGGACAAGGGAAAGCGCAAGAUACAAGCUGGGGAAGGAGGAUGUCGUCAAUUCUCCUUACUGA